This is a messenger RNA of Pseudophryne corroboree (corroboree frog), 4458 nucleotides long. Its product is annotated as STE20-like serine/threonine-protein kinase. Gene Ontology annotation, biological process: protein phosphorylation. Lineage: Eukaryota; Metazoa; Chordata; Amphibia; Anura; Myobatrachidae. The record is from RefSeq and is a predicted model, not a curated record. Gene Ontology annotation, molecular function: protein serine/threonine kinase activity; ATP binding. The transcript is spliced from 18 exons. Bases 317 to 4369 code for a protein of 1350 amino acids.
ACAGCGCACCCUGAUGUGCAGCCAGAACCUACCUGAGACCCUGGAAUAUUUGGAUUGCUAAAUAGUCUCCUAUCUGCCUUCUCUGUUCUAUCUUCUCAAUACCGUGCGCAGUACUAUCAGCACAAUUGUAGCCCACUUUUCUCCUUUCUUCUCUUAUGAAGUUUUCUCAGCUUACUUAACACUUUACCAGCCCACUAACCUAUUGUCUUUCAGGCACUUUAUUUUACCUGGAUCUGCUCAUAAUGUCAUAUUGUUUAUCCAGCAUGUGAGCAGUAGGGGAUUAUAAUUUAUUUCCAAAUGCUCUGUGCUUUCAAUUAUGGCCUUUUUCUUGAAGCUCCUGGGUUAUGGAAGGGAGAAGAAGCAUCUGGUGGAAAGUCAGUGGCUCCGUUGUGACAUUGAUCCGGAACAGAACUGGGAGAUCCUCUCUGAGCUUGGUGAUGGGGCAUUCGGGAAAGUUUACAAGGCAUAUGACAAGGAGAGACAGAAACUGGCUGCAGUUAAAGUUCUUGAAAUUCCAUCUGAGGAUGCUUUGGAGGAUCAUGUAGCUGAAAUUAAUAUUCUGGGGCAAUGUCAGCACCCCAACAUCCUCAAACUCCUUGAAGCAGCAUACUGGGGCCACCAACUCUGGAUUGUGGUAGAGUUCUGUGCUGGAGGAGCACUUGAUGGCGCUAUGAUGGAGCUGGGACAUGGCCUAGCAGAAUGCCAGAUCCGUGUGGUCUGUUUGCAGACCCUCCUUGGUCUCCAGUAUUUGCACUUGCACAAAAUCAUCCACAGAGACCUGAAGGCCGGGAACAUCUUGCUCACACAACAUGGAGACAUCCGUCUGGCGGACUUCGGUGUCUCAGCGGUUAACAGCCAGACCCUGCAGCGGCGGAGCUCUUUCAUCGGAACUCCUUAUUGGAUGGCACCAGAAGUUGUGAUGUGUGAGACGUGUAAAGAUGCCCCAUAUGAUUACAAGGCAGAUGUAUGGUCUUUAGGCAUUACUCUUAUUGAGCUGGCGGAGACUCAACCUCCAAACCAUGAACUGAAUCCCACCCGUGUCUUGCUCAAGAUUCUCAAGGCCAAACCACCAAGUCUGAAAUAUUGUCACUUAUGGUCUGCAGACUUUAAUCAUUUCCUAGACAAGUGUUUACAUAGAAAUCCGCAGGAACGAUUAUCAUCCACCGAGCUUCUUGAGCAUCCAUUUGUGCCCAAGAGCAGUGACAACACCCCUCUGCGAGAACUGGUGGCUGAGGUCCUGGCAGAAAUCACUGAGGAAGAGGACAAUGAGAGUCUGAGAGAUUGUGUCUCAACGAAUAAUUUCCCAAUCAAUGGUCACAGUCAGGAGGUUCAUAUCAUAGAUGCCCAGGCUCCUGGAGGCAAGUCAUCUAUAAGAACAGAGGACACAGAUGCUGAACAUUCCCUGCAAACACCCAGCCAUGGAGGUCCUAUGGAAAAAAUACGUCAGAAAACACCAUUGAAGGUGCAGAAAGGGGAAAGUUUCUUAAAACAGAUGCAGAGACGCUCUGCUCCUUCAUUUUCAGAGGAAGCCAGGGCGUCGGUAAAGUGGAUGGUUGACGGCAAAAAUCAUAAAAACAAGGGAAGAGAAUGGGCCAAAACGCAGGACAAACCUCUCCAGGACAUUGCUGUUAAUCCUCCAAACCAUGGAUUAACAGUAAAUUUGCCUUCUGGGCCAGAAGUAGUAAUGGUGGACAGUACUGAGGUCAUUGAAGAUUCUGAAAGAAAGGAUCUUGAUGUUGGGAUGAGUACGUCUUGUGUUUCUAGUGAAGACUAUAAAGAGCAAGUUGACAAAUGCCUUCAUCACACUCAGUUACCACCCAAGGAAAAUGCAUCUGUAAACCUAUCCCCGGCCUCCAAUACUGCAAGCCAAGCCCUGGACUUGUUUAGCCCUCUCACGCCUAUUAGGCAGCAUUCAAGGUGGAGAAGCAGUGAGAGUCUGAGCAUUGGAACCAGGACGUUAACUAGAACAUGGACAGUUCCUUACACUAGGAGGCAGCAUUACACUGGUACUUGGGGGAAGUUCAAAGCAGAAUUAACACAUGGACAAGAAGAAACCAAGACGGAAUCUGCUGAAACCACAUUUCUAUCUAGCAUAGAUUAUAAACAGUCAGAGAGGUUAACUAAUUUGGAAGCAGGUUUUGCUGAUGAUAAAGCAAAUGAGGUUGGAGAUGGGCGUAUCCAUGACACAGUACCAAAGGAGCCUUACUCUGAUCAUAGGAAUGAUGGAACCCAGACCAAAUGCCCUCGGUCUGCAUUUCAUAAUGAUACAAAUUCUGUUAUACGAGAACAUGGACAUUCAUUUUCAAAUGAAAAGAGAGCAUCGGUUAGAUGGGUAACAGAGAAAGUUGGAUCAGAGGUGAACAUGAAAACUAGGCAAGAGAAACCAGAACUUUCUGAACUGCUUACAUCCAGUGGUCCUGCCCCUGGAGAAACCACAGAAUUCAGCCAGCAGGAGGUUGUUAGUGCUUCUGGUAAGGGAAAUAAACACAGUAAUGUGGUCAGACAGACAACUAAUGAAGGAAAAUACAUUUGUGUAGAAACACCUAAGAAGAAUGUAACAAGCCAGGCUGGCAUAACAGACAAUUGCACAACAGUAGGCAUUACAGAUGUAUAUACUUGUGGGCGAAGGGAUCGAGAAGUGUUCAGAGCUAACCCACCAGUACAUCAUAGCCAAACGAGAAGAGGCAGUGUAAGCCUGCCAUACUCUUCCAGGAGAUUAUUAAGGAGAUGGACGAUGCCAUUUUCAGGGACUGAAAGAAGCAUGGCGCCACCAUUCAAUUCAACAGAAAUAGAGACAAAGUACAGAAAAAAGGAGAAUAAUGGACUUGGGAUCACUUCUUUAGUUACUAAACUAGACAGAUCUGAUGAAAGUAUGGGGUGUGCAGGUGAGAAAGGUGUGAGGACUGGUGAGAGCAAUGGAGAAAAGGAUAUCAUCCAGGGCUGUAAUGAUGUGAUUGGAGCCCAGAAAAGGUUAAACUUUGCCAGAUGUUCAUGGACUGUACAUCCUACUGAACGCAAUGGUAGGGCCAUUCUACAGAAAAAUUAUGGUCAAGAUGAGAGAAGGGAAACAGAGGACAUGGACACAAAUCCAGAACAUUCUGAGGAGCGUGAAGAUGCCCAUUCAGAUCUAAAUGACAGUGCAUCUGAAGACACCAGAAAGACCAUACGUAUUACCCGGAGGUUUGUAGUGGAUGGAAAGGAGGUGAAAGUAUCUUCUUGCAAACGUAAAACUGAUGAGAGUACAACAGAUAUGACUGAACGUACUGUUAGGCGCCAGGAGCUACAGCAGCUGAGACUGUUGCAGAAGGAAGAGAUGAAAGCGCAGAGCCAGCUGGAGCAGCGAAUGCAAAGAGAAAGGGAGAUCAUGUUCCGACACAUUGAACAGGAGAUCAUAGGAAAGAAGCAGUACUAUGAGCGAGAGAUCGAGGCCCUGGAGAGACAGAUUGAGCAGGCACGAGCCCGGCGAGAGCAGGAGCACACUAACCGCCUGCGGCAAGAUGCACUACGGCUCAAGGCUCAGCAUCAGAAGGAGAGGAACAAGAAGAAAGCAGAGUUAAAGGACAAAUGGCAGGAGGAGAAGUUUCUUGUAAAGCAACAGCAGGAGCUGAACUCGGCCUUGCAGAAAUUAGUAAAUGAACAUAAGAAAAAGGUCAUUAGUAUCGAAAGGGAGAAUCUCUGCAAAAUCCACAGCUUGAAGAGAGCUCGCGAAUCUGUGAUUCUGAGACUAGAAGAACGCCAUCUACAGGAGAAAUAUCAGCUUUUUCGACACCAGCUGAUUGAACAACACUCUCUGCAAAAACACCAGCUGCGCAAGAGGCAUGAGAAGGAGAUGGAGCGGCUCAAGCAUUAUCAGGGCAUCUUACUGGAAGAGCUAAAAAGUCAGCAGCUGCAAGAGAGAGUCCGAAGCCAGAAAGCCCAGCGUGGGGAAGCUAGAAAGCGCCAAGCCAUGUUCAAAGAGAGGCUGAAGAGCCAAGGGCUGAGCCCGUCAGAGCAGAAGGAAAGGAGCAAGCAAUUCUUGCAGCAAGAAAUCAUCAGCCAAAAGGAGCAGACUCAAAAGAUGCAGCAGAAACAGGAGCAGGAACUGCAGAAGUUCAAGGAACAUCUAGAAGAGACGUGCAGGGAGCUGGUGCAAAUACAGGAAGAAAAAAUGCGGAUUUUGCAAGAGCAGGAAACAAAAAAGUUACAAAGACUGGAUGCAGAGCACAGUAUGGAGUCAGAGCAGUGGCGGGAACGUCUACGACUUAGUAAAGAGAACCUGGACACAGAGUUUGCCUUCAGACAGCAGCAGAUCUCAGAGCCUGGAAAGCAGCCAUACAAGGAAUCAGACAGGAGAACCUCCUGGCUUUUCCUUCCUGACAGCCAGCGAUGAAGCCAGAAUACGGCCAAAACACUCGUACAAUCCCCUCAACGCAAAUGUAUUUGUUGUAAUGAAAUAUUAAACCCACACUUUGGAUUUUG